AUGGUCGCAUAUUUUGAUGAUGACCGACUCCUCAUGCAUUUCUUUCAAGAUUCAUUGAGUGGAGCAUCGUUGGAUUGGUACAUGCAACUAGAAGGUACCCACAUCCAUACAUGGAGGGAGAUGGAUGAAGAGUUCCUUAAGCAUUAUCAGUAUAAUAAAGAUAUGGUGCCCAAUCACACACAGUUGCAAAAUUUGAAGCAAAAGUCUGAAGAGAAUUUCAAGGAAUACACUCAAAGGUGGAGAGAGCUAGCAGCUAAAGUACAACCUUCUUUGUUAGAAUGUGAGUUGGUGGAUAUGUUCAUGGGCAACCUGCAAGGCCCGUACUUAGAUAGGAUGGUAGGGAGUACAUCCUCAAGCUUUUCCGAAUUGGUUUUGGCCGACGAAACAAUUCAAAAUAUGAUAAAGAUGGGAAAAAUCCAGAAUUCUACAAGCACCUCUAGUGUUGUAAAGAAAUCCUUUGUCGCGUAUGGAAAGAAAAGGGAAGAAGAAAUGAAUGAAACUGCAGUAAUCAGAGCAAGAGCCUCGACAUACCGUGUCUCGUAUCAGCAAGUGGUCGUCGUAGCGCCAGUCCAACAACAACAACAAUAA
Lathyrus oleraceus (garden pea) is the source of this 588-nucleotide messenger RNA. RefSeq lists its product as uncharacterized. The coding region runs from base 1 to 588 and encodes 195 amino acids. NCBI's taxonomy places the organism in Eukaryota, Viridiplantae, Streptophyta, Magnoliopsida, Fabales, Fabaceae. The record is from RefSeq and is a predicted model, not a curated record. The transcript has a single exon.